Oryza sativa Japonica Group (Japanese rice) is the source of this 1979-nucleotide messenger RNA. Its product is annotated as sugar transporter ERD6-like 16. The record is from RefSeq and is a predicted model, not a curated record. Gene Ontology annotation, cellular component: membrane. Gene Ontology annotation, molecular function: sugar transmembrane transporter activity. Gene Ontology annotation, biological process: carbohydrate transport; transmembrane transport. NCBI's taxonomy places the organism in Eukaryota, Viridiplantae, Streptophyta, Magnoliopsida, Poales, Poaceae.
GGAGAGAGAGAGAUCCCGAGCUCCCGACCCGAGCGACACGCUCGCGCUCCUUGCCAAUCUUGGGCCUCCCGAGUUUUGCUGCCAUUGCCGCUCGCUGCUGCUCUCGAGUGCGCGCGUGCGUGCGUGCGUGUUGCGCCGGGGGGAAUGGGGAUAGUGAGAGCCGCGGAGGAUGUGGAGGGCGCGGUGGUGGCCGGAGCCGCGGGCGGCGGCGGCGGAGGCGGAGGCGGCGAGGUGACGGCGCCGCUGCUCCUCCGGCAGCACAAGCAGGGGCGGGGCGAUGAGGAGAAGAUCCAGAAUGAUGCGGGCGGCGAUGGCGGGGGUCGGCGCGGAGGAGGAGGAGGAGGGUCCAUGUCGAUGCUGAUGCUCUCCACCGCCGUCGCCGUGUGCGGCUCCUUCGAGUUCGGCACCUGCGUGGGUUAUUCUGCACCCACUCAGUCAGGGAUUGUGGAUGAAGUUGGACUGUCCAUUUCGCAGUUUGCACUAUUCGGAUCUGUACUGACGAUUGGGGCAAUGAUUGGUGCUGUCACUAGUGGUCGCUUAGCAGAUUUUCUUGGACGUAAAAUGACAAUGCGGAUAUCAGCUACUAUUUGCAUUUUUGGAUGGCUUUCUUUGCAUUUGGCUAAGGGUGUUAUCAUGCUCUACUUUGGAAGGAUAUUGUUGGGCUUUAGUACUGGGAUUCUUUCUUAUGUGGUGCCUGUGUUCAUCGCUGAAAUAGCACCAAAGAAUCUCAGGGGAGGCCUUGCAACUUCAAACCAGUUGCUGAUCUGUUCUGGGAGUUCAGCUACAUACAUAAUUGGCGCCCUGGUUGCAUGGCGUAAUCUUGUGUUAGUAGGUAUAGUACCAUGUGUUUUGCUAUUAACAGGACUUCUCUUCAUUCCAGAGUCACCAAGAUGGCUGGCUAACGUUGGAAGGGAGAAAGAAUUUCAUGCCUCAUUGCAAAUGCUACGGGGAGAGGAUGCUGACGUUUCUGAAGAGGCCGUCGAGAUUAAAGAGUAUAUUGAAUCACUCCAUAGGUUCCCAAAGGCCAGGGUUCAAGAUUUGUUUCUCAGAAAAAAUAUAUACGCUGUCACUGUGGGUGUUGGCUUGAUGAUAUUUCAGCAAUUAGGAGGGAUAAAUGGUGUAGGCUUUUAUGCAAGCUCUAUCUUCACUUCUGCAGGUUUCUCUGGAAAACUUGGAACCAUCUUGAUUGGCAUUAUUCAGAUUCCUAUUACAUUGUUCGGAGCCAUUCUAAUGGAUAAGAGUGGAAGACGGGUUCUUCUAAUGGUCUCGGCAUCCGGAACAUUUUUGGGCUGCUUUCUGACAGGAAUAUCCUUCUACCUAAAGGCACAAGGGCUAUUCUCAGAAUGGGUUCCUGAAUUGGCUCUUACCGGUAUACUGGUUUAUAUUGGAGCAUACUCGAUUGGAAUGGGCCCUGUCCCUUGGGUUGUCAUGUCUGAGAUAUUCUCGAUUGACAUGAAAGCAAUCGGUGGAAGCUUGGUGACACUAGUUAGUUGGUUAGGUUCCUUCGCGAUUUCUUACUCGUUCAGCUUCCUCAUGGACUGGAGUUCUGCAGGGACCUUCUUCAUGUUCUCCGCGGCGAGCUUGAUCACCAUCCUGUUCGUGGUGAUGGUCGUGCCUGAAACCAAAGGGAGGACGCUCGAGGAGAUUCAGGACUCGCUCAUCGACUCCAGAUCAAGAUUGAGGGAUCCAUAGACCAUAGAGAUAUGAUCCACUUGCUCCACUCUUUCUACCUGAGCCGCCGUCAAAUUCGACGCACCUCUCUCUCUCACUCUCUCUGUCUCUUUAGCCUCCUGAUCUUUCUCUCUCCGGUUCUUGGCAGUUUUGCCGUAGUGUACUCAAUACCUAGCUAGGCUAAGUCCCGGGCUACUACGCAUGCAAGCUAUGUAUACCAUGUCACUCUGAAUUGUAUUGAGCAAUAUAUAUAUGGGACACACACACAUAUGUGUGUUCUGAGGCUUUACGCUGUUUUGUCGUGAGUA